AUGAACCUUCUAUUCUCUAUUUUAUUUUUCAUUGAAAUUUCUACAGUAUUCGCAUUUGAUUGUAGUUUGCCUAAAGAUAUCGGACAAUCUUGCGCAGAAAAUCAAGCUUCUCGAAAAUUCUACUACGAUUCUAGAACAAGUGAGUGAUUUUUAGAGGUUGAUUGGAUCUGGCAUAAUUCCUGGGGAACGACUCAUAAAAUCUCGAAUCUUCCGUAUAUUUUUUCCAGAAGUGUGCCAGCCAUUACAGUAUGCUGGGUGUGGAGGAAACGAGAAUCGCUUCGAUUCCUCUAAAGAAUGUCGAGAUUCUUGUCAAAAUCCAACCAAAAAAGUUAGCGACUCGACAGCUAAUGUCGAAACCACCAAUCCAAAUAAUCCACCAUUUGUUCCAGUCGGACAAUCACACGAUCAAUGGAGAAAAGGUUAGACUUUCCUUUUUAUUUAAAAAAAACGGAAAAUCAAAGAUUUCUGAUCAUCGAGACAUCUCAUCAAUCAAAUUUAUCAAUUUCCUGUUUCAGCUGAAAUCUGCGGUUCAAAUUAUCUUAUUCCAAAUGGCGAAUAUGAACUUUGUUCCACAACUCAAAAAUGUCCGAAAUAUCAUUCCUGUGUAAAUGGAGCAUGUUGUCCAUCGAAAGAUUAUGUGUGCUCACUUCGAGAUGAUACUGGAAAUUUCAAAGGAUGGUGUUGAGGAUAAACCAAGGUAUCCUAAUAUAAAAACUCAAGAAUUUUAAUGAUUUUUUUUUGAAUUUUAGAUUCGCUUGGAAUCACGAUGUUCAUAGUUGUGUUCGUUACAGUUAUUACGGUAUGAAUGGAAACUAUAACAAUUUCCCAAAUUUCCAGUCAUGUAUCAAAUAUUGUAAGGAUUCGAAAAAACUAGAUCUGUAA
Messenger RNA from Caenorhabditis angaria, 882 nucleotides. NCBI's taxonomy places the organism in Eukaryota, Metazoa, Nematoda, Chromadorea, Rhabditida, Rhabditidae. The record is from the annotation of a GenBank genome assembly.